CAUCAUUAAACUGACAGACUUGCACACAGAGGUAAAAGUGGACAUCAGCUUUAACGUACAGAAUGGUGUUAAAGCUGCAAACCUCAUCAAGGACUUCAAGCAGCAAUUUCCUGUAUUACCGUACCUGGUGCUGGUUUUGAAGCAGUUUUUACUGCAGAGAGAGCUGAAUGAGGUUUUUACGGGAGGAAUCGGAUCAUACAGUCUGUUCCUCAUGGUUGUCAGCUUCUUACAGCUGCACAACAGAGAGGACGUGUGUAGUUCAAACCCAAACCUCGGUGUACUGUUGAUCGAGUUUUUUGAGCUGUACGGACGGCAUUUUAACUACCUGAAGACGGGGAUCAGGAUCAAAGACGGUGGCUCGUACUUAGCCAAGGAUGAAGUGCAGAAAGGCAUGCUGGAUGGGUACAGGCCCUCUAUGCUUUACAUUGAGGAUCCUUUGCAACCAGGAAAUGAUGUAGGGCGAAGUUCAUAUGGGGCGAUGCAGGUGAAAGAGGCUUUUGAUUACGCUUACGUUGUCUUAAGUCACGCUGUGUCCCCAAUUGCCAAGCACUACCCCAACAACAAGUCUGAGAGUAUUCUAGGUCGAAUAAUCCGUGUCACACAGGAAGUAGCAGAGUACCGUGACUGGAUCAGUGCGCAGUGGGGCCAGCGGAGCAACAAUGAUCCGGUCCUCAAUUGUAAUGCUAAUGAUGUCACACGGCUAGUUGAGUCUGAGGAGCUUGAUGAGUGUAAUAAUAACUUUCCAGAAGAUAGUGCGGUACUUCCUGCUGUUCCCCGGAGCAAAGUGUCAUCAAACUCUUCCUCUCCUUCCCCCUCUUCCCCUUCAUCGCCAUCAUCGUCAUCGCCAUCUUCAACAGCCUCUAGCUCAAGUGAUGCGGACUCUGAUGGAACGCCCUGUAAGACUUCAAAAGCUUUGGGCCGGGGCUCUAACUCUUACAGUGAGAAUACAGAAAGGAAUCUGUCCAAUCACAGGUCACAAAAUCAUUCAGCAACAAUGGCCACCCCCACUAAUAAAGGCAACAAGAGCCGACAGCUUGCUAACAAAAGUGCUCAAGGGCCACACAACAACCCCAACAAGAUCCAGCAAAACAGCAAGUCCCAAAAACUCAACAUGAAGAAGAGGAAACCUCAGCGUGAGGUAGCGCAUGAGGACUUUUGUAGAUAGGGGGAGCUGUUCUUGCAGACUCACACCUGCUCUUAAUGUCUCUGACCACAGAAGGGUGCUGCUGGUGUCAUUUAUCUCUCCUGUCCCACUGUUUAAGGGAUGCGUGUGACUUUGUAGCUGGAAAAGGAAAAAAAAAAAGGGGGGGAGAAUGAUUAAAGUGGGGCGUAGGCCAUGGGAUUGAAAUCAUGUGGGAGAGUUUAGGCCAGAUCUCAUGGCUUCUGCACAGCUUCUGCUCACUGCUCAUAUGGGAGCUGCUCUGCUCUACUGGAGAUGUUGAGGACCAGAGAAUGUAGGAGAGAGAAUUCAACUUGAGCAAUACCUGAAGCCCUGGACUUUUGCCUCGCUGAGGACAAUGAAAUAAAAAAAGAACUUGAAUUACAAAAAAAAAGGUUAUAUUAAAAGUGCAAAGAUUUUUAAAUAUCUACAAAAAAAAUUGACAAUGUAAUUAGUACAAGAGAAAUUAUGCAUGUUUUUUUUUUCUUUUCUGAAGAGUGGUUCUUUUUUGUCAUGUACGCAAAUUAUACAAAUAUUUGUACAAGAAAACAAGAGAUACAA
This is a messenger RNA of Sinocyclocheilus grahami, 1720 nucleotides long. RefSeq names its product non-canonical poly(A) RNA polymerase PAPD5-like. Gene Ontology annotation, cellular component: nucleolus; TRAMP complex. Gene Ontology annotation, molecular function: poly(A) RNA polymerase activity; mRNA binding. The transcript is spliced from 8 exons. The coding region runs from base 212 to 1165 and encodes 317 amino acids. The record is from RefSeq and is a predicted model, not a curated record. Gene Ontology annotation, biological process: polyadenylation-dependent ncRNA catabolic process; RNA 3'-end processing. NCBI's taxonomy places the organism in Eukaryota, Metazoa, Chordata, Actinopteri, Cypriniformes, Cyprinidae.